UAUUAGGUGAGUGGGUCUUCAAAUUUAAGAAAAAACUUAGAAAUUUAAUUUGAAAUCAUAGGUGAGAUUUAUUGCUCACAACAAAGAUUAAUCUUUUUUUAUUCCGUAAAUUUUUAUUAUUAUUUUAUUUGAACUCUCUACAGCAUUCCGUCCAUAUAUUUUAAGAUCAAAGCCUAUCAGAUAGUAGUGCUUGCAAAUAACGCUUUCUGACCUUUUGCAGAGUCACCCGGCUCACUCACUUAUAUUCCUCCCUACAAUUCAUUUGAUUUUGGGUUCAUCCAUGGCUUCUAAAAGAACCUUAGAUCAUUCUUCUUGUUUUCCAGCCCCAAAAAAGAGAAAUGUUUCUUCUUGUUUUGUUUCUUCAUCAUCUUCAACACAAUCUCGCUGGACCUAUGACGUGUUCUUGAGUUUCAGAGGUGACGACACCCGCAAAAACUUCACCGAUCAUCUCUACGAGGCCUUGGUUCAAGCUGGAAUUCGCACCUUCAGGGAUGAUGAUGAACUUCCAAGAGGGCGUGAAAUUUCUUCAGAGCUUCUCAAAUCAAUCGAAGGAUCCAGGAUCUCCAUGGUUGUUUUCUCAAAAAACUAUGCUUCUUCAAGAUGGUGCCUGGAUGAGCUCGUGAAGAUCAUUGAAUGCAAGAAAACACUUGGACAAUUACUUCUCCCAAUAUUCUAUGAUGUUGAUCCAUCUGAUAUACGGCACCAAACAGGGCAUUUUGGAGAAGCAUUUGGAAGACACCAAAAGCGUUUUGCGGAUGAGAUGGAGAAGGUGAAGGUGAAGGUGAGGAGGGAUGCCCUCUUUGACGCUGCUAAUUUAUCAGGCUGGGAUUUGCAAAAUGUUGCAAAUGGGCAUGAAGCAAAGUUCAUCGGAAAAAUUGUUAAAGAGGUUCUAUGUGAACUGAAACAUACAUUCCUAAAUGUUGCUGUGCACCCAGUUGGAAUAGAUUCUUGUGUUAUACACAUAAAGUCGUUGUUGAGCAUUGGAUCAGAUGAUGUUCGCAUGAUUGGGAUAUAUGGCUUGGGUGGAAUAGGCAAAACGACUAUUGCAAAAGCUGUGUAUAACCAUAUUUUUCUCCAAUUUGAAGGGAGUUGUUUUCUUGCAAAUGUUAGAGAAUUUGCAGGACAACUCAACGGCCUAGUUCAAUUGCAAGAACAACUUCUCUUUGAAUUAUUAGGGAUAAAGAAUCUAAAGAUUGACAAUGUUGAUAGAGGAAUGAAUUUGAUAAAAGAAAGGCUCUAUUCUAAAAGGGUUCUCAUUGUUCUUGAUGAUUUGGAUCAAUUAAAUCAGUUAAAUUCCUUAGCAGGAAACCGUGAUUGGUUUGGUCCAGGAAGUAGAAUCAUCAUAACAACUAGAGAUGAGCACUUGUUGAAGGGACUGAAAGUUCAUGAAAGAUACAUGGCUAAGAAAUUGAAUCACAAAGAGUCUCUGCAGCUUUUCAAUUGGCAUGCUUUUGGCGAAACCAAUCCAUUAGAAAAUUAUGCAGAUCUUGCAAAUGGUAUAGUAAGUUAUGCUAGUGGGCUGCCAUUAGCUCUUGAAGUUUUGGGUUCUUAUUUGUUUGGAAGAAACAUGGUGGAAUGGAAAAGUGCAUUUGAUAAGUUACAACAAAUUCCUCAUGAGAAAAUUCAAGAAAAACUUAGGAUAAGUUUUGAUGCACUAGAUGAUAACAUAAAGGAUAUCUUCCUUGAUAUUGCAUGCUUUUUCAUUGAAAUGGACAGAGAGUAUGUCAUUACUAUAUUGAAUGGUUGUGGUUUCUUCGCAGAAAUUGGAAUUAGUGUUUUGAUUAGUAGAUGUUUACUGAGAAUUAGUGAAAACAAUAAGUUGAUGAUGCAUGAUCUAGUUAGGGACAUGGGAAGGGAGAUUAUUCGUGAAAAAUAUCCCAAGGAGCCUGAAAAACGCAGUAGAUUGUGGCUUCAUGAAGAUGUAUGCUAUGUACUCCAAAAAAACAAGGGAACGGAAGCAGUCGAAGGUGUGAUCCUGAUCCUACCCAUGUUAAAGAAGAUACAAUGGAGUAAUAAAGCAUUUGCUAGGAUGCCUAAGUUAAGACUGCUUCAAAUAAAUCAUGUGCACCUCAGUGGAAAUUUUGAACAUCUAUUUGAAGAGUUAAGGUGGCUCUGUUGGCAUAACUGCCCAUUGGAGUAUUUACCAUCCAAUUUUCAUCCAGAGAAACUUCUUGUUUUAGACAUGCAAUUCAGCAGAUUUAAAACACUUCGGAUAGAUGGCAAGCAUCUUCGUGACAGGGAGUUCCCUAGGAAGUUCCUCCAUCGAAUAACAGGGCAUUCUUUGAUAGAAGCGCUAACAACGCCGCGGAUAUAUGACUACAAUUCAAGUUUCAAUGUGGGAGUUGCUUUUUAUAGAGCUGGGGAUGAAGAAAGUUGCUCCAUGGAAUUAGAUGAUUAUCCAUACGCCAUUAUUACUGAUAAAAUUACUAAGAAAAUUCCUAAUAAAAAUGAUGACAUCAGUUUUACUUGUACCCCAACCUUGUUCUUUGUCAUCCCUGAGAGUAGUGGAGAUUAUGUUUGGCGAACCCAUAUAGAAGUUGAAGAAUAUAUUGGGUAUAAAGUUAAAGGUGGUGAGCAAUUCGAGGCUUUUAUCAUGCCUUCACUUUCUGGAGUGGAUC
Camellia sinensis is the source of this 2618-nucleotide messenger RNA. The record is from RefSeq and is a predicted model, not a curated record. Lineage: Eukaryota; Viridiplantae; Streptophyta; Magnoliopsida; Ericales; Theaceae.